AAUUUUUAAAAGAGGUAAAAUUUGCUAGCUUUCUACAUUUGUCUCGCAGGCCCACGAAUAAAUAAACCAUCUGUGAAUCCUCGCACAUCAAACUCUUCAGAUAUCUCAUCUUCAGUCUUCUUCUACACAAAGCAAAAAUGGCGUUGAGGCCCAUUGAUAAUGCUCUCCCAAUAACUCCAGAAAGACCCAAAAAACAAGCAAAAGUCUCAGCUCCGAUUCAAAAACAAGCAGAGUUCGGUGUAAAUGAUGAAAAUAAGGUUCCAUUGCCACCCUCUGCAGAUGCUGUUAUCGAUUAUAUCUCUUCUGAGAAUCUCAAAGCUAUACCAGACCCUGAAUCCAAGAUCCAGGGUCUGAUUGAAGGCUUAGAUUCAAAGGAUUGGACAAAGGUUUGCGAGUCACUGAAUAAUGCUAGGAGAUUUGCGUUGCAUCACAACUCUCUUUUGCUCCCAAUCUUGGAGAAGGUAAUGUUGGUGGUGGUGAAGGCCAUGAAGAAUCCUAGAAGUGCUCUGUGUAAAACCUCGAUAAUGGCUUCAUCAGAUAUUUUCAAUGCCUUUGGUGAUAAAUUACUUGACGCCACUACUGAUGCUUUUGAUAACUUGCUGUUGCAGCUGCUGCUCAAAGCUUCUCAAGAUAAAAGGUUUGUGUGUGAAGAAGCAGAUAGAGCACUGAGUGCAAUGGUGGGUUCCAUGACUCCUCUGCAUCUGCUCCAUAAGCUCCGAGCAUAUGUUAGACAUGCCAACCUUAGAGUCAGAGCCAAAGUUGCCUUGUGCAUCUCCAACUCCAUCUCCAAAAUGGAUCUGGAAGGAAUGAAAGAGUUCGGAUUGGUUUCAUUGGUACAAGUGGCUGUCGAUUUGUUGAAUGAUAGGUUGCCGGAGGCAAGAGAAGCAGCACGAAAUACUGUGAUUUCGAUAUUUGAAGCGUAUACAGAGAACGAAGAGCAUAAGCAGGAGUCAUGGCAAAAGUUUUGCCAAUCCAAUUUGCCGUCUGCUCAUGCUCAGUCUAUUGCGAAAAUUACUAGUUCGCAAUAAAAUGCAAUGAUGUGCUGAUGUUUACCAUUGUAGCAGGGCACUAAAAGUUAUGGUCAUAAAAAAAUUUAAAAACUGAACUUAUUUGUUCUACCCUUUCAUGUAAAUUCUAUUUUACAUGAAUAUAGCAAUAAAAGUGUAGGUCAUUUUUGUGCUGA
This is a messenger RNA of Manihot esculenta (cassava), 1183 nucleotides long. RefSeq lists its product as uncharacterized. Gene Ontology annotation, biological process: microtubule cytoskeleton organization. Lineage: Eukaryota; Viridiplantae; Streptophyta; Magnoliopsida; Malpighiales; Euphorbiaceae. Gene Ontology annotation, cellular component: cytoplasmic microtubule. Gene Ontology annotation, molecular function: microtubule binding. The transcript is spliced from 5 exons. The record is from RefSeq and is a predicted model, not a curated record. Bases 138 to 1028 code for a protein of 296 amino acids.